AUGUGCGUGAGUCAGUGCGUGUAUGAAUUACAUCUACAGUUAUCGCGGUUCUUAGAUAAUGAUAUGUGGACAGUGCUGGACGCCAUGACACACAGCCGGGCUGAGAACAUAGGUACGCAGACAACAAAACGGCAAGAACACAAAUUGACGAACCUAAUUAAACACAUCUACCCGCAUAAGUCGCUCAAGGUCGCGACAAAAAGUACUGAAGCAGUGACGGUCGUCAAUUUGUCAUCCAAAGAAUUGUCCGAGGACACUGUGUCUGUGUUAUCCCGUGGACUCAACUUUGCACCAACACCGCGCAGAAUACCCGUUGAGGAUAUUAUUACAAAUAUUGAAAAUACCAUCUUCAGAAAUAAAAUACCUCACGGAGAUGCUGAUUGCCUGCGCCAGGAUGUGUCUACGUUAUUGCGUAAGUCUCCCCUGCCUAAGAGCAAUAUUACCCUCAAGGAGGUUAGUGCCCUGCGGGAGUUGCGCAAUGAUGAGUCAUUGUUAGUGCUACCGGCCGACAAAGGUAACGCCACUGUAGUCGUCGACACCGAAGCGUACGAACACAAGAUAACGCAAAUGGUGGGCGACACAAGUGUUUAUUGUAAAGUUAGUUACAACCCUACAUCCCGAGUCACGACGAAGAUAAACAAACUUCUCCACAUCAUCGGUGACAAGGAGCUGGUAGCACAACUACGUCCACUCAAUCCGACACCACCCAAAAUUUAUGGUUUGCCAAAAAUACACAAAUCAAAUUGGCCCCUACGACCUAUAGUUAGCCAGAUAGACGCACCGACCUAUAAACUGUCGCGUCACCUGGCUACACUAUUACAACCAUACACGGGCCAAACGAGUAGCUACGUGAGAGACUCCCGUCAUUUUGUUGAGUUGCUAGAGGGUAUACAGCUGCAGGACACAGAUAUAAUGGUUAGUUUUGACAUUACGUCGCUGUUUACCAACGUACCAGUAGAUGAGGUCAUACGAAUUAUCACAACCCUUUUAGGCGGAACUACACUACCUACUGGCUACGUUGAGAGUAUCACGUAUUGUCUUAAAAGUGGAUAUUUCCUGUGGCGAGGGGACUUUUACCUCCAAAUUGACGGAGUGGCUAUGGGCUCACCACUGGCGCCCGUUGUGGCAAACAUCUUCAUGGAGUGGUUUGAGAAAAAAGCACUAGACUCUGCAAACGUGAAACAGCGAUACUGGUGGCGAUAUGUAGAUGAUAUCUUUGCUGUCGUCGCCCGGGACGCAUUGAAGGACCUGACGUCACACCUAAAUCGGGUGCACGCGAAGAUAGAGGUCACCAUAGAGGAGGAAAAAGAAGGAAAGUUACCGUUCCUGGACGUACUGGUCAUCCGAGAGCCGAACGGACGGGUGACUCAUACCGUAUACCGGAAGCCAACGCACACAGACCGGUACCUACGAGCCGACUCCCAUCACCACCCCUCACACCUAUCUUCGGUGCCUCGUACGCUGCUGAACCGAGCACUCGCUCUCUGCGACCAUGAAUACGUCAAUGCGGAACUGAGGCAUAUUUUGGGGGACUCGGAGCAAGAAUUCGUGGAUAAAAAUGUUUGUUACAAGCAGAGAUCCAACCGCGACCUUUACCAGUCGUCUAUCCGUGCCUUACCAAUAUUUCACAGGAAAUAUUAUACCAUUGCAUUCCCAAUGAGGUUCGUAAGCCCUUACUUCGUAGUCAGCAAUUGCGUCACAACCAGGAAGCGAUCGCAACUCGGUCGCCGUCAAUCGCACGUUACGAAUGGUUGUCGCGGGUCAUUGGGCAUUCACAAUGAAUGGGCUAAAAGCUAG
Trichoplusia ni (cabbage looper) is the source of this 1797-nucleotide messenger RNA. RefSeq lists its product as uncharacterized. Lineage: Eukaryota; Metazoa; Arthropoda; Insecta; Lepidoptera; Noctuidae. Bases 1 to 1797 code for a protein of 598 amino acids. The record is from RefSeq and is a predicted model, not a curated record. The transcript is spliced from 2 exons.